AUGUCGAAAGAGGCGAUCCAGCCUGUGGAGACCCCAGGCAAUUCUGGGUCUACUCCGUCCCACACUGUGAAGAAAAAGGUGCGAGAAGGGUGCGUGGAGGGUGUGCCUGCAGAGGGUCGAGAUGCACACCCUCAUGGUACACAUGUUGGUGCUCGCGAAUGGCCGCUGGGAUGGUUCCUCUGCAAGUUUUCCAGUUUCUUCGCGAAUGCGUCCGUAGCGGCAAGCAUCAACAGCCUCCUCGCCGUCGCCGUCGACAGGCUCCUGGCGAUCUGUUUCCCCUCGAAGCCGCAGCUGACGAAGAAAGCGGCAGCCGCCGCGAUCGCCGUCAUUUGGCUCUCCUCCCUCUGCGUCUCCCUCCCGUGGCUCAUCUACUCGGAGACGUUCGAGAGCGAGGGAGGAAGCACGCAUUGCAUCGAUGCCUGGCCGUCGACGGAAACGAAAUGGACGAUCUUCUUGCUGGGGCCUGUGGUCUUCGGCUACUUCAUCCCUUCGUUUCUCAUCUCCCUUUGCUGCUUGUUCAUAUGGAUGGAAGACUCCUGGGGACGAAUCCCGACCGAGGCCGGAGACGCGACUGCAUCCAAAUUCCGGCGGGGGCAGGAGGAGGUGCUCGCGGUGAAGAUGCUCGUGGAGGUCACGGUCGUCUUCCUGAUUUCUUGGGCUCCGCGCUUCGGUCUCGAGGUCGUCAUCGGUUUCCAGGAGACGUUCUUCUGGGAGAACGAAGACGUCGGCAUUUAUGCGAUCCUUUUCGCGGAUUGUUUGGGUCUGUCCGCCUCGUUCGUGAAGCCGAUCCUCUACGCCUUUCGCGACGAAAAGUUGAGAGACGGUGUCCUGGCCGUUCUCCGGAGCCGUUGCUGUUACUGAACGCUGAGAACAGAUGAACGGCUUCAACCGUUCGAUUCAAGGGCAAACCACCUGCACGGCACCGCGGAACCCGGUCAACGUUGAAAACGCCGACGUCAGAUGUUGUUUGUCGCCUGACGUGUCGUGGCCCCUGACAUUCCAAGCCUUGUUCCCCAUUUUUUCUGCUCGUUUUCCGUUGCAGACUGUUCUUCCCUGAGAUUCAGACCUCUAUGCUUUCUCUAGAAAUUUAAGCUGUCAAAAAAAUCCAAUUCAAUGCUCCAAUCCUCAUAGCUAAAAAAAAAGUUCAUUUUUCUCAGGUAAUUCAGAAGUGCGAAAUUCCCUGCUUUCGCACCUCGCACCGACGCGACUAUUUCAGCCGACAGACGAUGCAACGAUAAAACUGAAAGAAACUUCCCUUUCGAAACAGUCCCAC
Messenger RNA from Darwinula stevensoni, 1273 nucleotides. Lineage: Eukaryota; Metazoa; Arthropoda; Ostracoda; Podocopida; Darwinulidae. The record is from the annotation of a GenBank genome assembly.